AUGUCUUAUCUUGCUUUUGUUUACUGUUUACAUAGUACAUCAUUGGUGUUAGUACCUACGCUGAGUUACUGUCGUUUGGAUACGCCUGGCACACACACACACACGCACGGUUAUAUACAGGCAAGCGACGUUACGACUGACCAACGCAAGGUAAUGCUACACUCGGAGCCUUAUGAUGCGCUCCAAGAGGCCUACGAAGGCGGACAGCCUCUUGGCGAGCAGACGGAGUUGAGAGGCCAGGACGGUCAUAUCUCCUGGGCCAACGCCAUUCCUGGCAAGCAGGGGUUGUAUGAUCCUGACUAUGAGAAGGACGCCUGUGGUGUCGGCUUCGUGGCCAACAUCAAGGGCGAGCCAUCGCAUAAGAUCGUCUCGGAUGCAAAAUAUUUGCUAUGUAACAUGACCCAUCGUGGCGCAGUCUCGACUGACGGUAACGGUGACGGUGCCGGUAUCCUGGUCGGGAUUCCACAUGAGUUCAUGCAGCGGGAGUUCCGCAUGGAGGCGGGUGUCGAGGUUCCCGCCAAGCAUCAGUAUGCUGUCGGUAACAUCUUCUUCAAGAAGGAUGCAGCAGAGGUCCUAGAGGCCUCGAAGCAAACUUUCGGCCAGCUAGCCGAGUCGCUCGACUUGCGGGUUUUGGGUUGGAGGGAGGUCCCACACGACUCUUCCAUUCUAGGUUCCGUUGCGCUAUCGCGCGAACCCACUAUCCUACAACCGUUGGUUGUGCUGAAAGAGACUUAUGGGCAGGAGAUAUCCGGUGAAGAAUUCCAGGCUAAAUACGAGACGACGUUCCGGAUGCAGUUGUACAUUUUAAGAAAGCAGGCUUCUACGGCCAUCGGUAUCCAGAACUGGUUCUACGUGUGCUCCCUAAAUAACCGGACAAUUGUGUACAAAGGUCAAUUGACCCCUGCCCAGGUGUAUAAUUAUUACCACGACUUGACCAAUGCUCAUUUCAAGUCUCACCUGGCGCUGGUACACUCUCGUUUCUCCACCAAUACAUUCCCAUCUUGGGACCGUGCCCAGCCUCUGCGCUGGCUUGCACACAACGGUGAAAUUAAUACCCUAAGAGGCAACAAAAACUGGAUGCGUGCGAAGGAAGGUGUCAUGGCAUCCGCCGUUUUCCAAGACCAACUGGAGAAGCUUUAUCCGAUUAUCGAAGAAGGCGGAUCCGACUCUGCCGCGCUGGACAAUGUGCUAGAAUUACUAGUGAUAAAUGGUGUUCUGUCAUUACCCGAAGCGAUGUGCUUGAUGGUUCCAGAAGCCUACCACAAGGACAUGGAUUCUAACCUGAAGGCUUGGUUUGACUGGGCCGCCUGUUUGAUGGAACCAUGGGAUGGCCCUGCGUUGCUCACCUUUACCGAUGGCCGCUACACCGGCGCUACAUUGGACCGCAACGGUUUGCGCCCAUGCAGAUUCUAUAUUACUUCAGAUGAUCGGGUUAUCUGCGGCUCCGAAGUUGGUGUUAUCCCUGUCGCAAAUGAACUCGUUGUUUGCAAGGGUAAGCUAAAGCCAGGCGAUAUGUUGCUUGUAGACACGGAGAAGGGUGAAAUGGUAGACACCAACAUGCUGAAGAAAGAGUUUUCGUUGAGACAGGACUUUAAGUCAUGGCUUUCAAAGGUGAUUAAGCUAGAUGACUUGUCCGAGAAAACCAAAAAGUACACUCCACAGGCCUUCACUCCAUCGCAUUCUACUGGUCAUGUCCAGCAAGACCCCAGACUCUUAGCGCUUGGUUACACCUUUGAGCAGGUUUCCCUCCUUUUGAUUCCUAUGGCCCUACAGGGGAAAGAAGCAUUGGGAUCUAUGGGUAAUGACGCUCCUUUGGCUUGCUUGAACGAGGAUCCUGUUCUUGUUUACGAUUACUUCAGGCAAUUGUUUGCCCAAGUUACCAACCCUCCAAUUGACCCUAUCCGUGAGGCGAAUGUCAUGUCCCUGGAGUGUUUUGUGGGUCCCCAAGGCAACUUGUUGGAGAUGCAUCCAUCUCAGUGUGACCGUCUACUGCUGCGGUCUCCAGUUCUCAUGUGGGAUGAAUUCGAGGCUCUAAAGAAUAUAGAGAAAGUCCAUCCAACUUGGUCUACCGCACACAUCGACAUAACCUUCCAAAAAUCUGAGGGGUUGCUUGGUUAUACCAAUGCUAUAGAACGUAUCACACAAGAAGCCUCGGAUGCUAUUGAGCAAGGCAAGAAGAUACUGAUGAUCUCUGAUAGGAAAAUUGACGCUGAGCAUGUGCCCAUCUCCUCACUGAUCGCUGUUGGAGCUAUUCACCAUCACCUAAUCAGAAACAAGCAGCGCUCCCAGGUUGCUUUAAUCUUGGAGACUGGCGAAGCCCGCGAAGUUCACCAGUUCUGUGUUCUUCUUGGCUAUGGGUGUGACGGUAUUUUCCCUUACUUAGCGAUGGAAACCCUGGUCAGAAUGAAUAACGAAGGUUUAGUUCGGAAUGUUAACGAUGACAACUCUGAUAUUACAGAUGAGCAACUGUUGCAUAAUUACAAGGAAGCAAUUGACGGCGGUAUACUAAAAGUCAUGUCGAAGAUGGGUAUCUCUACUCUGGCAUCUUACAAGGGAGCGCAGAUAUUUGAAGCUUUAGGUAUUGAUAACUCAGUGAUUGAUUUGUGUUUUGCCGGAACCGCUUCUAGAAUUAAGGGUGUUACCUUUGAAUACAUUGCGCAAGACGCCUUUUCAUUGCACGAGCGCGGGUAUCCAUCGAGGUUUACGAUUAAGAGAUCUGUCAACUUGCCUGAAGCCGGCGAAUACCACUGGAGGGAUGGUGGCUAUAAGCACGUCAACGAGCCAAGUGCCAUUGCUGCAUUGCAGGAUUCUGUCCGUAACAAGAACGAGGAUGCAUGGUCCAUGUAUGUUCAAAAAGAGAUGGAAGCAAUUAGAGACUGUACCUUAAGAGGUUUGUUGGAUCUGGAUUACGAGUCGUCUACAGCUAUUCCACUAGAACAGGUCGAGCCAUGGACUGAGAUUGCCAGAAGAUUUGCUACCGGUGCCAUGUCUUACGGUUCCAUCUCUAUGGAGGCUCACUCUACCCUAGCGAUUGCCAUGAACAGACUAGGUGCAAAAUCUAACUGUGGAGAGGGUGGUGAGGACCCUGAGCGUUCCAUUGUUCACCCUAACGGUGACACCAUGCGCUCUGCUAUCAAGCAGGUGGCCUCUGCAAGAUUCGGUGUAACCUCUCAUUACCUUUCUGAUGCAGAUGAGAUCCAGAUCAAAAUUGCUCAAGGUGCUAAGCCUGGUGAAGGUGGUGAGCUACCUGGCCAUAAGGUUUCGAAGGAAAUUGCGAAGACUAGACAUUCUACCCCAUAUGUCGGCCUCAUUUCUCCUCCUCCACACCACGACAUUUACUCUAUUGAAGACUUGAAACAGUUGAUUUAUGAUUUGAAGUGUGCUAAUCCUCGUGCUGGCAUAUCUGUUAAACUGGUUUCUGAAGUUGGUGUCGGUAUCGUUGCUUCUGGUGUUGCGAAAGCUAAGGCAGACCACAUUCUUGUUUCCGGCCAUGACGGUGGUACUGGUGCUGCUAGGUGGACUUCUGUUAAGUACGCAGGUCUUCCAUGGGAAUUGGGUUUGGCAGAGACUCACCAAACAUUGGUUCUCAACGAUCUACGUCGUAACGUUGUUGUCCAGACGGACGGUCAACUAAGAACCGGCUUUGAUAUUGCUGUUGCCAUUCUCCUUGGUGCGGAAUCGUUCACUCUUGCUACCAUUCCUUUGAUUGCUAUGGGCUGUGUUAUGUUGCGGAAGUGCCACUUGAACGCCUGUGCAGUUGGUAUCGCAACUCAAGAUCCUGUAUUGAGAGCUAAGUUCCAAGGCCAACCGGAGCAUGUAAUUAACUUCUUCUAUUAUUUGAUUCAGGACUUGAGAAAGAUUAUGGCGAAACUUGGCUUCCGUACUGUAACAGAAAUGGUAGGCCAUUCGGAGAAGCUAAGAAAGAGAGACGACGUUUCUACAAAGGCAUUAAACAUAGACUUAUCGCCUAUCUUGACACCAGGCCAUGUUAUUCGCCCUGGCGUUCCUACAAGCUUCACCAAAAAGCAGGACCACAAGUUACACGUCCGCCUCGACAACAAAUUAAUUGACGAGGCUGAAGUCACAUUGGAUAAAGGAUUGCCAGUAACAAUCGAUGCCUCGAUUAUCAAUACUGAUCGUGCCUUAGGAUCUACUUUAUCGUAUAGAGUAUCAAAGAGGUUCGGUGAGCAUGGUCUACCACAGGACACAAUUGUUGUUAAAAUCAAUGGUUCGGCAGGCCAGUCUUUUGGUGCUUUCUUAGCUUCUGGUAUUACUUUUAUUCUAGAUGGUGAUGCCAACGACUAUGUUGGUAAGGGCUUGUCCGGUGGUAGAAUUAUCAUUAAGCCUCCCCAGAACUCUAAGUUCGAAUCUGAUGAAAAUGUCAUCAUUGGUAACACCUGUUUCUACGGUGCCACUUCUGGCUAUGCGUUUAUUGCUGGUAGCGUCGGUGAGCGUUUUGCUGUCCGUAACUCCGGUGCGACAUUAGUCGUGGAAAGGAUUAAGGGUAACAACGCUUUCGAGUAUAUGACAGGUGGUAGAGCUGUUGUGUUGUCUCAGAUGGAGUCAUUAAAUGCAUUCUCCGGUGCAACUGGUGGUAUUGCUUACUGUUUGACUUCUGACUAUGACGAUCUGGUUGGAAAGAUUAACCUGGACACAAUCGAGCUACAGAGCUUGAGCGACCCGGUGGAGAUCGCUUUCGUCAAAAACUUAAUCCAGGAGCACUACAACUACACAAAGUCUGAGCUGGCAGCGAGAAUCUUGCAUAACUUUAACCAUUAUUUGAAGAAUUUCGUUAAGGUCAUUCCUUUGGACUACAAGAAGGUUUUGGAAAAUGAGGCUGCCGAAAAGACCAAGGAGAAGGAGAGAAGUGCAAAUGAAUAUUUGCGGACAUUCAGCAAGAAGCUCAAUUUGUCUGCUGAUGCCACCAAUGGAGAGGUAAGCAAGCUUCUCUCCAAGAAAAACCAGGCCGCAGCUCGUCCGAUUUCUAUCAAAGCGACUUUGGCAGAGCCAAAGGUUGUGGAUUUGGAAGACGCUGUUCAAAAUCCUGAUCAAGAGGACAAUAUCAAAAAACUAGAUCGUAUCAACGGUUUCAUUAAAUAUAAGUUGCGGCACGAAGAGUAUAGGAACGUUGCAACCAGGACAAAGGACUGGAAAGAGCUCACUUCUGCAAUAACGAAGAAGGCAGCAAAGUUCCAGACUGCUAGAUGUAUGGACUGUGGUGUUCCAUUCUGUACCUCUGAUACCGGUUGUCCAAUCUCCAAUGUCAUUCCAAAGUUCAACGAACUUGUCUUUAAGAACCAGUGGAAGCUUGCUCUGGACAAACUUUUGGAGACAAACAAUUUCCCAGAAUUUACCGGCAGAGUGUGUCCAGCUCCGUGCCAGGGUGCUUGUACCUUGGGUAUCAGUGAAGACCCUGUUGGCAUCAAGUCUAUCGAGCGUCUCAUCAUCGAUAAUGCCUUCAAGGAAGGGUGGAUCAAACCAUGUCCUCCUGAAGUCAGAACUGGCCGUACUGUUGCUAUAAUUGGUUCUGGUCCCGCUGGUCUAUCUUGUGCCGACCAGUUGAACCGCGCUGGCCACUCGGUUACAGUCUACGAACGUGCCGACCGUUGCGGGGGUCUUUUGAUGUACGGUAUUCCAAAUAUGAAGCUUGACAAAUCCAUCGUUCAGAGACGUUUGGACUUGCUCGCGGCAGAGGGUAUCGAAUUCGUGACGAACACCGAAAUAGGCAAGGAUAUCACAAUGAGCGAGUUGAAGUCAAAAUUUGACUCCGUCGUUUACGCCGUGGGCUCGACCAUUCCAAGAGACCUACGCAUUCCAGGCCGUGAGUUGAAGAAUAUCGACUUUGCAAUGACUCUGUUGAAGAACAACACCCAAGCGCUCCUAGAGAAGGACCUGGGCACCAUUAGAAAGCAUAUAGAGGGAAAGAAGGUCAUUGUCAUUGGUGGUGGUGAUACUGGUAAUGACUGUCUGGGCACUUCUGUCAGGCACGGCGCUGCAAGUGUGUUGAACUUUGAGCUGCUACCACAGCCUCCAAAGGAGCGCGCUAAGGACAACCCUUGGCCUCAGUGGCCGCGUGUUAUGCGCGUUGACUACGGUCACGCAGAGGUCAAGGAGCAUUACGGCAGAGACCCCCGGGAGUUCUGUAUACUCUCCAAGGAAUUCGUGGGCAACGAAAAUGGCGAGGUCACCGCGAUCAAGACGGUCCGCGUGGAAUGGAAGAAGUCGCAGUCCGGUGUAUGGCAGAUGGUGGAGGUCCCAGGCUCAGAGGAGACAUACGAGGCCGAUGUUGUUCUGCUCUCUAUGGGCUUUGUCGGCCCUGAGCUGAUCGAAGACCCUGCGGUCACAAAGACCCGCAGAGGCACUAUUGGCACUGUCUCCGACAUGUCCUACUCUGUGGACGGCGGCAAGCUAUUCGCCGCAGGUGACUGCAGAAGAGGCCAGUCGCUAAUUGUCUGGGCCAUCCAAGAGGGCAGGAAGUGUGCGACUGCCAUUGACAACUAUUUGAUGGGUUCUACAAACCUACCCGGGAACGGUGGGAUUGUGAAGCGCGACUACAAGCUUCUCGAGGAACUAGCAUCCGCUUUUUGA
Molecule: messenger RNA, 6588 nt
Organism: Eremothecium gossypii ATCC 10895
Lineage: Eukaryota; Fungi; Ascomycota; Saccharomycetes; Saccharomycetales; Saccharomycetaceae
Gene: GLT1
Product: glutamate synthase (NADH)
Exons: 1
Coding region: 1-6588 (2195 amino acids)
Molecular function (GO): iron-sulfur cluster binding; flavin adenine dinucleotide binding; FMN binding
Source: RefSeq, marked provisional